Molecule: messenger RNA, 1089 nt
Organism: Parathielavia appendiculata
Lineage: Eukaryota; Fungi; Ascomycota; Sordariomycetes; Sordariales; Chaetomiaceae
Exons: 1
Source: RefSeq, a predicted model, not a curated record
AUGUCGGCGAACCGCUUUCCCAAGUUCCCAGAUUUGCCUGCGGAGCUGCGACGCAUGAUCUGUUCGUUCUGCAUCCCCGGCCGCCGAGUGUACGAGAUGCACACCGCGAUGUUAGAGCAUCAUGACAACGUCCUCGGUGGAUCUGCCUACGAAGGUGACAAUGGAUCCACGCUCUGGUGGUCGUGGUCUGGUCGCUUUCCAGUCAUCUCUCACGUGUGCCGCGAAGGACGUGAGCUUGUCCUGGAAAGCCACGUCUAUAUAACUGCCGAAGCGGGCAAGCUGGAUGACGACGGCGUUCCUUGCCCGGAAUGGGAAACCUGGAACGAAUGCCUGCCAGUACGGCUCCGCAAAGGCUUCGACGUCGUACAUCUGCACUGGACUCGAGAGUACUACUACCCGAUCUAUCUCCCCGGCCCCCCAAACCCGCUACUAUAUUUUCAAUGGCUGGCCAACCAAGCCGCAGCAGCAUCCGUCAGUGCUGAACUCUUACAUGCCUUCGACAGUGGUACGACCAGUUCUAGGAUCACCCCUGAAGAAGUGAAAUACUUCAGUCCUUACAAACUUUAUUACGUCGUCUUAACUAUCGUCGAGAUCCAUAUGACGUACUACGAGGCCGCCCACGCUGGCGUGUUUGGCAGGCUGGGCGAAGAACCCAUCCAGCUGGUCGACCCGAGAGAUACCACAGCAGUGGCCAGGCUCCGGGAUGUUUGGAGGCGCCACCGGUUGCCGUCAGAGGAGCCGGAGCACGCCGAGUUUUUCUCCCGCGCGGUCGACUCGGCCGAGGCAUACUGCGCACGUAUAGAGCAGUGGCGCCAGGAGCUGGAGACGGUGUGGAUAUGGUACAAGUGUCAGGAGCUCCGGGUCCCAAACGAGACUCUGUCAGAAAUCUGGCCAGACCCAAACAGACCAGCGGGGCAUCCCGUCCAUCUCGCUUUCGCUUUCCCCUUCCGCCGUCCCGGCGCUCCAACCUCUUCGGCUCUCUACAACCGCCGAGGGCCCAACAAGGAGCACCCAUGGGUGCAGGCACAGUUGGCGCUAAUGCCUCGCUUUGAGCCGGCUCUAAUGUUUCGCCAUUGCGCUCGAAUGUGC